AUGCCUCGCAUAAAAGCCCCUUCAAACCUUCCUGAACUCGUCAAGACUACUUUUACAAAGGCCAGAUCAGAGGGAGAUUUGCACUACUUCCCCACCCAAGUUGCCGUUCUCAAUGUCGACUCUAUCCCAUUUCAACUACGCUUCUCCCCAUCCCUGGCCAACAAACCCAAGCCUCCGCCGAAAGACAUCUCCAAGCCUCAAAAGCCAUUUGAUCCUUUCGAGAGCCCCCUACCUGCCCUCAAAGUCUCAGAUCUUGGCCCCUCUCACUACUGUGUCUUGAACAAGUUCGCUAUUGUACCCGAGCACUUCAUCCUUGCCACCAAAGACUUCAAGCCCCAGACUCACGUUCUUGAAGAGUCUGAUCUAGAAGCUACACUGGCUUGCAUCGAGGCAUACGAAGCUGCUAGAAGAACUGAAGCCGAGCAAGGACACCGGGACGGAGCAUUGGGCGGCGGAGAUGGUCUUUACGCAUUCUUCAACUGCGGUGAUCACUCUGGCGCCAGCCAACCUCAUCGACACAUCCAGCUACUCCCAAUUGCAAGGAUGAAGGAUGGCUUCGAGAUCGACACCCCCUGGACUGUUCUAGCCGACCAGCUCAAGGUCAAAGUUGCACCUUUUACUACUUUUGCCGAAGACAUCAAUCUCAACAUGUCUGGCACCGAACUCCACGCUAUCUACCUCCGACUCUACCGCAAAGCUUGCAAAGCCGUUGCCUCUUAUACCAAAGACACCACCCACGAAGGUGAAGCGCCCACCGAGGGACCUACGCUGAUCAGUUACAACAUGGCAAUGACCAAGUCAACACUUGUGAUAUGUCCUCGUCUAGCCGAGGGAGUCAAGCUACAAAGUCAGGAUGGCGAUAUCUUGGGUACGGUGGCUUUCAACGGUACACUGCUUGCUGGUACGGCCUUGGUCAAGAAUGAGUUGGAAUGGGAGGCCUUGAAAAAGGAUCCUGACACGCUGCGCAAUAUACUUGGAAACAUUGGAGUGCCUAGUGUCUUUAAGUAG
Fusarium venenatum is the source of this 1008-nucleotide messenger RNA. Its product is annotated as HIT-like domain-containing protein. The record is from RefSeq and is a predicted model, not a curated record. Gene Ontology annotation, molecular function: ATP:ADP adenylyltransferase activity; ATP binding. Gene Ontology annotation, biological process: nucleotide metabolic process. Lineage: Eukaryota; Fungi; Ascomycota; Sordariomycetes; Hypocreales; Nectriaceae.